AUGUGGACCGGGCGCCCCUUGCCGCUGCCAGGCCGCGGACGGCGCGCCGCCUACGGCCGCGGCAUCGACGCUUACGUAAUGCUGCUGUUUGUGCAGCUGGCGCAGCAGAUCCACCAGAUGGAGAACAAGCCGCCCGUCACGCUGGCGCUCAUGGCGGCCAAUGCGGGUGUGUACUUCCGCGAUCUGCUGCCAGAACCCCUGCAACAGUUGAUCCCGCCCCUGCGGCGUGCAUGCCUGCAGCCCGCGGCCGUGCUGCAGGGCGGCCAGUGGUCGCGGCUGUUCUGGAGCGCCUGGGUGCAUGCGGACGAGGGCCACCUCUACUACAACCUGUCCUCCCUGCUGUGGAAGGGCGCGCGCCUGGAGCGGCGGCUGGGGCCGGCGCGCUUCGCGGCGCUGACCGCGGAGCUGCUGCUGCUGUCGCAUGGGCUGGUGGUGGCGGGAUCGUGGGCGCUGGCGCAGGCGAUACCAGAGUACAGGGGCAUGUACCUGUCCACCUGCGCCGUCGGCUUCUCCGCCGUGCUGUUUGCCUUCAAGGUGGUCCUGAACCACGACGACCCGACAUACAGCAGCGUCAUGGGCUUCACGCUGCCCACAAAGUACAUGGCCUGGGCCGAGCUGGUCCUGGCAUCAGCUUUCAACCCGCAGGCGUCCUUUUUCGGGCACCUCUGCGGGAUCCUGGCUGGGGUUGUACACGUGCGGGGCGCGGCAGCGCUGCGCAGCGGCGCGAGUGGGCAGCGGUUGCUGCGGCGCGUGGCGGCGGCUGUCGCGAGGGUAGUGGGCGGGGCGCACCAGCCGAGGUUCGCAGGCGGAGGCGUGAGCGGCAGGGCGGCGCCCAGGCCGCCCGCGCGGCCGGUGCAGGCACAGGAGCCGCCCGAGCGGUUGCCUGCGGCGCGGCUGCCCACCUCGCCGGUGCCAGGCGCAAUGCCUGCGGCUGCAGUGGGGCGUCAGGCUCCGGCUGUGAUCAGCAUGGGCAGUGGUCACGUCACGGGGGGCGUCGCAGCCGUGUCCGAGGAGGAGCUGCGUCAGCGGCGGCUAGCGCGCUUCCAGCGCUGA
Molecule: messenger RNA, 1053 nt
Organism: Monoraphidium neglectum
Lineage: Eukaryota; Viridiplantae; Chlorophyta; Chlorophyceae; Sphaeropleales; Selenastraceae
Exons: 4
Coding region: 1-1053 (350 amino acids)
Cellular component (GO): membrane
Molecular function (GO): serine-type endopeptidase activity
Source: RefSeq, a predicted model, not a curated record